AUGAAAUUGCUUAACUUUGCUGUUGCCUUUUUUGCCGCUUCUUCUGCCAUCGCUGCUCCUUUGGCUAAGAGAGCAGAGGACAAGAACAAGACAAUCUUGCUCACCAACGACGAUGGUUGGGCCUCUACGAACAUUCGUGCCACUUACUCCGCUUUAAAAGAUGCUGGUUACGAUGUUCUCUUGGUUUCGCCAGUUCGCCAAAGGUCCGGUUAUAGUGGAACCUUCCACAUUCCUCAGUCAACCACCUUGGAGGAAGACGGUGAAUUCUCUUACCCUCCUGCGGGCUCUCCAUCAUGGGGCCAUGAAGAUAAUGACAAAAACAUAUGGUACUUCAAUGGUACUCCUGCUUCGUGUGUGGCCUUUGCCAUGAGCCACGUGUUGCCAAAAGAAUUCGACAACAAGUCUAUCGACCUUGUUGUUGCCGGUCCCAAUGAGGGUGUGAAUUUGGCUCCUGGUCUUUUCACAUUGUCCGGAACCAUGGGUGCUACUUAUCAUGCCGUGCUUAGAGGCUUGCCAGCCAUCUCUUUCUCGGGUUCCAACGAAACCAAUGCUUUUUUCAAGGACGACGAAGAAAAGCUUUCGGAUGAAAAGUUCCCACCAGUGAUCUACGCUAAAAAGGUUGUUGAGCUUGUUGACCGCUUGUUCGACGAAUCCUCUGAUCGUCCAAGAAUCUUGCCAAAGACUACUGGUCUCAAUGUUAACUUCCCUUUCGUCGGCAAUGAUGACGAGGAUUGUCUCGACCCUGACUGGAUGUUUGCUCGUUUGACCGGUGAAGACUCUGUAACCCCCAACUUGAAAGUUCUCUCUAACGGUACCAUUGUUCGGGAUGAGGGUGUCUACAAGGCUCCAACUGAAUGCAUCUUCGGUGAUUGUGACUUACCAUCGGAGUCUUGGGUAAACAAGAAUCUCAAGUGCAAGACCCCCCAUCUCCGUAUUCUCCAUUGA
Candidozyma auris is the source of this 945-nucleotide messenger RNA. Its product is annotated as 5'/3'-nucleotidase SurE. The transcript has a single exon. Bases 1 to 945 code for a protein of 314 amino acids. Lineage: Eukaryota; Fungi; Ascomycota; Pichiomycetes; Serinales; Metschnikowiaceae. The record is from RefSeq and is a predicted model, not a curated record. Gene Ontology annotation, molecular function: nucleotidase activity.